Messenger RNA from Chelmon rostratus (copperband butterflyfish), 544 nucleotides. It is a transcript of the gene ndufb11, whose product is annotated as NADH:ubiquinone oxidoreductase subunit B11. Bases 36 to 470 code for a protein of 144 amino acids. The transcript has 3 exons. Lineage: Eukaryota; Metazoa; Chordata; Actinopteri; Chaetodontiformes; Chaetodontidae. The record is from RefSeq and is a predicted model, not a curated record.
UUCCGGGUCAACAGUAUCCUUCACUAGCAGGAGAAAUGUUGACCCAACUGUCACGGUUCGGUCCCGCUUUGCCGCGGUUACUCGCUAAUCCUGCGGCUCGAUUCGUCUCCCAAUCAAGAACGUCCGGUGCCGCUGCUUCGACCGCUGUGACGGAGCUGCAACACGCGGCGGAGAAGGCUGGACACGGUGAGGUCAGCCAGUAUGUCAAGAAUCCUGAUUACCAUGGCUUCUCAAGCGACCCUGUGGUGGAUGAGUGGAACAUGAGGGUGGGCUUCUUCUUUGGCAUUUCAGUGGCUCUUGUUAUUGGAGGAACAUUUAUCCACUAUUUACCAGAUCAUGGCAUGCGGCAGUGGGCCAGAAGGGAGGCAGAGCGUGUGAUCCAGCAGAGAGAGAAGGAAGAUCUUCCUCUCAUUGAGGAGAACUACUAUGAUCCAAAGAAGAUCACUGUGCCCACAGCUGAACAGGCAUAAGAUUUUCAGCAUCCACUUGCUGUAUUCCAUGAUUCUUGUAUUUCACUAUGAUAAAAUAAAUUAUGUUAAUGUUA